AAAACUGAGCUCUUUUUGUCCUUGGUAGUUUACGGUGGUAAACAGGUAAAUACAAAACGCAGUCUAGUUGACGUUAUUUCGUCGAAUAAUCAGGUGCAUAUUAUUAUCCAAGUUUUCACAGUUUCCUGGUCAAUUCUUCUGACUCACUUCACUAGGAUUGUCAGCGAUUUGGAAAUCGGGAUACCAUGAAAUUUACAGACUGAAGCCCUCUAAACGGAAAUUGUUGAUCGUAGUUUUUCGGAAAUUUAUCUUUGUUGCUGAUGCGACUUUCGCGAACACGUGUUUACACUACUCAGGUAACAUGAAAUACUCAAGGCUUCUUGGAACAAAGCAUAUGCCUUGUUUAUAUGUACGUUAUAUACGUUGAAUAUACGUGAAAAAUGACUCGUUUGGUAUCAAAAUGUGUGACCUUAUCGUUCAGCUACCGUGGAUUCUGUACAGUAUCUUGUUGUUCGCAAAGCUUGAUGUGGCGCUAAUAUUUUUCUUUCAUUGCAUAUAAUAUAAUUGUAGGCUAUCAAUAUUGAAAUAAAGUCAGUGUGCUAGCUGAACCAGGGAUACUUUUCAAAACCUGUUGCCACUAAGUAAAAUGUAAGUCCCUGAAACUAUGCGAGAUCAGAAAAGCAAGGAUUAAUUGCGUCCUUUAGGAAUAGUUGUUUUACUUAAUAGAUUAGUCUGAGGGCAUCAUGUAAGUAAUAUGCGAGCACAAAUGUCUGAUCAGAACCAUAGGGAUUGUGGCUUCAAAGAUUCAAGCUUUACGACAUUCAAAGUUACAUAUUUUACAAUAUAAGCUUCUGUUUUACUUGAUUUCACCAAACGUUAGAUACAUAACUUGUUGGAGUUUGUCUUAUUUUCUUCUUAUGGUGUACAGAUCGUUAAUAAAUCCAAGACCCUUAAUACUUUUCGGUAAAAAAUUAGCUUGUUCCAAAUUUUUUUCAGAUCGCUGGUGUGCAUUACAUUCCUAAAACUGUACUUUCUUCCACACGUCCAAUAAAUUGGUGGUUUCUCAUAUUCCUAUUUUCAGUAACACCUACCUUUCUCGAUUUCUUUUAUCAUAUAUGUUUUUCUACCGGUCAUCUCGUAAUAUGUUCAGAAGUUUAUCAACUUACAUUGAUGCAAUAUAUAGGUUUUCUGUUGCUCUCAACUUAAAAGCAAAAACAAACUCUAUGAUGUAUCUAAUGGAUUCACAGUCAACAUUUAUGUCCUCAAUCGGGAUACUAAAAUCUGUAGGGUUAUAAAAUGAUAUGCUAGACAAAUUCAGUCAUUGAAAAUUUCAAAUGUCCUGCUGACUAACCGUAAAGGUAUCUGAAAUAUUUCAAUCGAGCUCAUCGGAAGAAAAAUCUAAGAAGGAAGCAUAUUCGUUUAGCUACUAUUAGAUAUCAGCGAUCCCAUUACAGCAGUUCAGCUACACUAAGUUAUUCCGGUAGGUUUUCAAAAAUGAUUUUUGAGUAGGUGACAAUAAUAAUUUCACCCUAUCCAUUUGGAUCCUCAAAAGUUUUUGGGGCUUAUGUAACAAUAGCGCGUAACAAUAAUAAAGUUUACCACGGGCUAAAAAUGGUUCGGGUCUCAGACUAAGUUAUACUAGUACUCUCAUUGUGGCUUUUAAGAUGACGGUGGAUAAAAUUUUUGUCGGAAAAUAUAAGAAAUUUGGUUCUUGUCAUCUUACAUAAUCAAUGGCGUAAUUAAAUACUAUUCCGGAUCCUGGCUUUGGUAUCACCUUGUAUAAAAACUACCCGUAAGUGGAACAUGGUUUAAACCUGCGACAGGGCAUCAAAUACGAGUCUUUAGACUUCGUUUUCCUCCAACUAAUUGCGAAAUGUUACUUUAGGAUUGAUUUGUAUCAUUACUUACUGGUCUGUAGUAGUAAAAUAGUUGGUUACCACUUAAUUUGUCCUCAGCGUUUCACCAGCUCUGAUUUGUUGUUGUCUGAUAAAAUCUCAGAACAUUCAGAAAACCCACUUGACUUUCUCCAACACAUCACUCAUGACGUAGGCGAGAUGUUUGUCUUCUGAAGCGACGCAGCAGUCCACGGUGUAUUAAUGUGGUCGUAAAAAUGGCUCUUGAACUGGAAAACAUGUGUAGGUUACUGGAGUUUAAUUUAGGUAUCUUUGAAGCAUUACCAGUUUGUCAUGAAACAACUGAGUAAGCAUUGUCAAGGCUAAAAAUAGGGCACUAGACGAAGACAAUUAGUUGGUUAAUGAGGUGAUAUAUUUUCACCAAUGGAGGUGUCUGAGACAUGUGUUGCGUAUGUUCGACCACUGUCUUCUAUGGUCAGUGUUGGCUGAAGCUAGGGACGGCGAAGCUGAAGCGUGACAUCAAUCCACAAAGAUAGUGACUGUUCAAUAGGUCCGUAUUGAUAGAUUCAGAAUAUCAUGUUGGAGUCCGCUCUAUAACCGCUAUCACUUGUUGGAGCCAUCGAGAUAUAGCUCAGGAUUGGUCACUGCCUUGAAUUAAUACUCAUUCUUUUCUCCUAGGUCUUCAUAUUUAAUAUUAUUUCAUUCUUUCUGUUCCUCAAACUCGUUCCUUCUUUCUGAACUGUAUUAUCCAAUAUUUAGUCUUCCUCGCUGACAUUAUGAGCACAGUUACUUCGACCCUCUUGCUAUACAUCUAUACAUCUAUACUAAUUUCACCUCUUACUGAUAUAGUAUAGCGUGAGUCGACACACAUCUGUGGGAGGCUCCAUGUUGAUUAUGAAUAAUUGGUUUUGAACUACCGGGACAAUUUCGUCUAAAAACUAAUCAAAGCGAUUCUUGUAUGUGAAACUUUUUAUGGCAUUAGUAUUUAGUGUUAACGUUUGACCUGUAACUAUGAGUCUUCAUCAAACUAAGGAUUUUUGGGAUUAAUGAAUGAAUAAAUCUACAAUUAACCAGGAACAGACACAACUUACUACAUUAAGGCUCUAAUUGCGUGUUUAUUGAUAAAGAGAGAAGAAGAAAGUUUAGUUCUUCAAAUUUUAGAUAUGUCAGACAACAAUAAUCGAUACUUACCUGUUGUAGAAACGUUGUUUGUACAAUACAUAGUAUGGACACAAAAGUAGGUAUGCUUCAGCAUGCGUUGCUUUCCGUUCCCUCUUCCUAGACUCAGUUUUGUCAUUAGGACUGUCGUUAUGUUUUGCAAACUACGAUAUUCUCUAUCUUCAUGGUGAUAGGCGCUCAAAAUUCCACAUUCUGACAGUGAAGGAGUUUUUAAGAACCACCAAAUUGUCUUGAUAUAUGCCAUAAAAGGUGGGGAAUUAAAGCUUCCUCAUAUAUGACCUAUUCACUUCUAAAUAAUCACUAGUAUCGCUAGUUUACUUGUGUCUGCUAUACAUCGUCAGCUAUGUUUGUACCUCUUUAUUUUCAGUACUAUUUAAUCUACUUUCUAGUCCUGGAUUUUUCAUCAGUUGACAACUUGAGUGUUAGUAUCUAGUCAUAGGCUGUCAUUCAUAUUCAAUUUUUCAUCCUUAUACCUGGUUUUUGACAUGUAAACUUAAUUAGUUGUUUGUGUUAAAGUGACAGACAGUCCUUUUGUUUUGAUUAAUAUGCAUCUAUUCGGAUAUGGAUAAAAUUGGUUGUUUCAUUUGCAGUACUUUACGUCAUUCUUAAUGUUAAAUCCAUGAUCGAAGUACUAUAUUUAGACAAAUUGCUCUAUAUAAUAGACUAAAUACGAAAUCGUGAAAAGAGCCACUCUAAGUUGGUAUGUGUACCCUCCAGUUUGCUUGAUAACUAUCAUAAUUAUCCAAUUAUGACGAAAUUUUCACUUUUCAGGUCAUUAAUCUCGAAUAUCUUCAGGGGUAUUACUGAACUUCCUUUGUUGUUACCAUGAUUAUAUAACCGUUUUAUGGGUAUAUUUUUGAUGCUGAAAUCAUUGCUUCUUUCGAUGUGUUAUUUGUAGUAAAUUGGAAAACUAUUAUGGAAGAGGAAGAUGAUUGGAGACAGUGUGCUGAAUGGUUAAAUAGAUGUCAAGUUAUCCCAGAUGAUCAUCCGGCUUUGGGGCCAGAUGGUAAUGCGAUUCACUUAGUUCAGGCCCUAAUGGACGGAGUUGCUUUAUGCCAUCUUUUAAGCACAUUAUCAAACCAUGAAUUGGAUAUAAGAUCGAUGAAAGAUUUUAGCCAUAUGCCACAAAAUUCUCAGUUUUUAUGCUUUCAAAAUCUUCGACUAUUUACACAAUUAUGUGAGAAAGAGUUUGAUAUUCCUAGAAAUUUGUUAUUUCAACCUGGUGAUAUUUAUCAUGCUAAAAAUUUUGGAAAAGCGAUUGCAACUUUAUCAAAAUUAUCAUACUCAAGGAGAGCACAGUUAACUGGAAUACCUGGUUUUCCACCGGAAAAUUCAAAGCUACAAUCAACUCAUGAAUAUUAUAAUAAUCUUGAGGAAAUCGCUGCUGCAAUGAAUAAAUUACCUGACUCUGGAAAACCAAAUUAUACUCAAAUGGAAGAGGAAAAUAAAGAAAAAUUGUACGAUACAGUGGUGUAUCAAGGUUCAAAAUCUCGUCUAAAUUUGGACUCUGAACCGACAACAGCACGAGCGUAUUGUAUUCGCGAAAUAGUGGAUACAGAAAAAAACUACGUAGACGUAUUGAAAAUGUUAAUUGAGAAAUACAAACAUCCACUUAUCGGAGUUCUUUCGCACAAUGAAAUUGAAGAGAUUUUCAAGUACAUUGAGGAAUUACAUACUAUUCAUAGAGAGUUUUUAAGUAAUCUGAGUUUGGCAACUAGUGCAACUAUGAAUUUUCUUAGUCUAAGUGAUGUUUUUCUUAAAACCCGAGAUAAUCUUCUCAUAUAUGGAGAGUAUUGUGGUCAUUUACAACAUGCUCAAAAUUUAGUCUAUGAAAUUAUGCGAAAUGAUGUGGAAAAACGUAACAAAAUAGAAUUAUGUCAGUCCAAUUCAGAGAAAUACAAUAAAUUCGCUUUGGCUGAAUUACUUACAAUACCAAUCCAACGCGUUUUGAAAUAUCAUCUUUUGUUAGAACACUUAUGUAAACUCACUCCAGCUGAUCACUAUGAUCGUUCUGAUCUAAUCGUAGCUCAUGAAGCUAUGCGUGAAGUUGCAUUAUCUAUCAAUGAUGUUAAACGAGAUCUUGACACGAUUAGUUCCAUUGAUCAAAUUCAAUCCAGUUUACUUGAAAUAAUGCUGCCUCCAGAUAAAAGGUUAUCAAGUUAUGGGCACUUACAUAUGGAUGGAGAAGUGAAAGUUCUUUCCGAAUCAGAAAACAAAGCGAAAACUAGAUAUUUGUUUUUAUUCGAUAAAAUAUUGAUUGUAUGCAAACCAAAGGGUGAUAGUUUUACAUUUAUGUUCGCUUAUCACGUUGUAAAUGGCCAAUCCCAAAGAGUUACUUUACCAAAUAAAAAGGGAUAUUCCUAUGGAUUUACUUUACCAAUUUUGGGUGAUAGAGAUUCGCCAAAUCUUACGUUCUUUACAAAAUCCGAAGAAUUACGUACAGCUUGGAUGAAAGCCGUAAUGGCUGCAUUGUCUAAUCUUUGUCCACCUGGAGCGAAAGACCGAGGUUACAACUUUGAAAUGUUCACAUUUAAACAGCCUACUUAUUGUUGUAUCUGCAAUAAAUUAAUCACGGGAAUGUUCUUUCAAGGUUAUCGUUGUCGAGAAACAAAUCGAGCUGCACAUAAAAAUUGUCUUGCCAAUCAUAAUCUUCCACUGCGUGGUAUAGCUAGUCCACAUAUUAAUGGAGUUCCUCCGAGUGCCCCGCCGCCAUUACCUCCACAGAUCAGUACAGUGCGUAGUCGACGUUCUCAUGUAACGAUGGGAAGUGUACCUUGUACACCUGGAAACAACUCCUUACCUAAUUCAGAAUCAUUUGACUUCUCGCAGUUAACUGAUACAUUAUCUUCUGUGAACCAUUGGCUUGCGACUGAUCAUAACAAUCUGUCGAAUGCCACCUUACAACGUAAUCGACGUAUUUCUUCAGGUUUACCUACAUCAAGUAUUCCUCCAGUGAGCCCGACGUUUGCUAUAGCACGAAAAGCAUAUGAUGGUGAUCCUCUUCCACCAUCAGGUAGUCAUCCUUUGAGAUUAUCCGUUGGAGAUCAAGUUGAAUUGAUCAAAUGGACUGAAGGCUCAUCAUGGUGGCAGGGUUACUGUGAUGGAUCUGAAGGUUGGUUUCCUGCUAAUCAUGUUGAAAUGGUGUUGAAUAAUAAAACGAAUAAGCCAAACAGUACAAGACUUUCUCAUCAAGUAUCUUCAUCGUCUAGUUCUGAUCGAGCACCAGUUUUUAAUAAUAAUAAUUCUUCAGUUCAGAAACCUUUCUUUUCACCAAAUGAAACAUCUCCGUCCAAUUUACCUCUAUGUACAAUAGCAAAUAAAACUUUAAAUAACAGUCUAUCGCCUAUCGUCGGUAAUAAUUAUAAUAAUAUUCCUAGUUCUCCUUGCUCAUCAUUAACAUCUCUUAUUCCAGUGAAUAUGAAUAAUAAUAUAAAUAAUUCAUAUCCUCCAUUAAUGUUUCGACGUUUAAAAAAGCGUAGUUUAUCAGCUUUGGAAAUCCCCGAAUUAUCUCAGCGUAUUGAUUUAGUUCCAUCAGUAUUGUCAACUACACAGACUGCAACAGUUGGUGCAACAGUCACCUCGAGAUUUGAAAAUUUUCCAACAGAUCUAGCAAUGGACCAUUCACAUUACUUUCUGUCGACUUAUCCAUGGUAUGUUGGUGAAAUGGAUAGACUUGAAGCUGUUAAUUUAUUAAGUAAUUGUAUUGACGGUACAUUUCUUGUACGUCUGUCUAAAAGUGCUGAGAGAAUGGGAGAAUAUUCACUGUCUGUUGUAUACGGUCAUCCACGGCAUAUUCGUAUACAACGUUUUUCAUCAUCUGAUAAUUCCUGCAUUACAUAUGGUCUUUGUGAAUUAGAACAGUUCCCAAAUAUACCGUGUGUAAUUGAUAACUACUCCAAAGUGUCGUUAAAUCGGUGCUUCGAUGAAGUUGAUAUCACCUUACUUUAUCCCUACCAGAAGUGUCCUUCAUCGCCAUUGUUCUAUGUUCGUGCAAAUUUUGAUUUUCAUGAUACGUCUAAUACUCGUUUCUUGAAUUUGAAAGGAGGUGAUCGAAUUGCUGUAGUUAGUCGUGCAGCUGAAGACAGAGGCUGGUGGAAGGGAUGGUUAAAUGGUCGUGAAAUGGGAAUAAUACAUGGAUGAUCCAAACAUAUUUGACUUGAUCACUGAAUGAUUGGCAAAGGAAAACAAAGAACAAUAAAACAAAAUUCAUUCUUCAUGGUCGCCAGCUCAAUCACAUUUUAGUAAUUAUCUAUCUAUCCAUUUUAUUACAACCUUAUCAAAGAUAUUCAGCAUACAAUUAUUUGACUGGAUAAAAAUUUAAUACAACUUCCAAGAGUUAUUCCGAUCCAUCAAACAACAUAGCAUAUGCCGCUCACCGGCAUUCACCAUCCAGCUCUGUCCUGGACAAUCCUUUCCAGUUGCCAUUCAUCUUUUUGACGUCUGAUUCUCGAUGCAGUAUGUUCUUUGACCUUCCUCUCUUCUGUUUCUGUUGGGAUGACCCUGCAUUUUUCUCGCAAGCGCCAUGACAAGCUCAGGGCUCAUCAAGGAGCAUUUCAACCAAUCAGCGAUUAAUUAGAUGUUAUGUUACUAAAAUAACGAAAAUGGAAAAGUCAAAUGUGGAGAUCCUGAUUGGCUGAUUGAUACACUGCUACUAUGUUUAGCAGUAUUUUAGAACUUUCAGUAAAACUAAGACUCUUAAAUUACUAUAAAAUCCCUAUAUUUUCUGUACAUAAAUGAACCUUGUAGUAAAGUGUUUCUCUC
Molecule: messenger RNA, 7733 nt
Organism: Schistosoma rodhaini
Lineage: Eukaryota; Metazoa; Platyhelminthes; Trematoda; Strigeidida; Schistosomatidae
Source: the annotation of a GenBank genome assembly